Owenia fusiformis is the source of this 758-nucleotide messenger RNA. NCBI's taxonomy places the organism in Eukaryota, Metazoa, Annelida, Polychaeta, Sabellida, Oweniidae. The record is from the annotation of a GenBank genome assembly.
CUCCAAUUCUGCCUCGUGGUGUCGUUGUGCACCUCUAGUGUGCUUUAUCUGCUUGGACCUUUUGUAGAGACAGUCCCGGAAUUGUGUAAAGUCAUUGCCAUACUCAUCCACUACGCAUACCUGGUCACAUUCAUGUGGAUGGGGGUCAUUGCGUAUGACAUGUAUCGUACGUUUAGUGUUUCUGUUCAGAUAUCAACUAGAGGUCAGAAGCAACUUGUUCGAUAUUGUGUGUUUGCUUUGACUCUCCCUGCAACCAUAGUAGCUGUAGCUUUAAUUAUGGAUAGUGUGGGCGAUGAUGGUUCAUUUAAACCAAAGUACGGUGCAUAUGUAUGUCAAAUCACAAAUCAUAAAGCCAACUUAUUGUUCUUUGCAGGGCCUCUAGCAUGUGUUAUUCUGUUCAACAUUGUCAUGUUUACCAUGACAAUAAUCGCGUUAAUAAAAUCUUGGAAACAAUCAAAUCUAGCCAGAAAUGAUGAUGGAUAUCAUUUUGAUGUGUAUUUUAAGUUGUUUGUUAUCAUGGGAUUUACUUGGAUCUUUGGAUUCAUUGGACCAUUUGUACACGAGGCUUUUAUGUAUGUAUUCAUCGUGUUGAAUGCUUCUCAAGGAGUAUUUCUAUCUGUAGUCUCGGUCUGUACAAAACAGGUAAUCGGGGAACUCACGAACUGCAAUUUUUCAAAACGUUCGUAUCAAAGUGGGCAAAAUACAGAAUUGACGAAGAUUUAGGAUUGUAUUGACAUUGAGAGUUUUACCUAUGACAG